AUGGUCAUUUUAGUGUUAUGCCCAUUAUUGAUGAAGUUUGUGGUGCAUCGGCACCCAAUGAAUUAUGUAAUGUGUCCAAAGAUUUUCUCAAGAAGGCUACAUGGUUUCAGCCCACUCACUGCAUUACUGUAUGCUGAAUCCUGUUACUUUACAAAAAUUCUGCAAUAUACUAUUGAAGGUAUACAUUCACUAGAAGUAUCAUGGGUUGGCACAUUUAUGCUCUCUGGUGUGCUCUUCCGUUUUGUCAGCUUGCCACUGCAUGUGUAUGCCGAGAGGCUGUCUGCCGAAAGAUACCGUGUUGUCAACACUUUGAAUUAUGAGCUUAUUAAAAAGUUCAGCAAGCAUUAUGAUUUGAAUGUUAUUUCAAGUGGAAAUGGCCGCUUUUUGCAACUUGAUACUACUGAUAAAUCCAUACUGGAAAAGACCAAUAAACUGUCGAAAGAAAUCAUAUUGGAUAUGUGCUGGAAGCAUCGUUUACAACUUUCUCGAAUUCAGUAUUUGAGAUUUUGCGCUUUGUCAGUAUGGACAUUUUCUUCAUUUGCAAUACGAAAUGUCAUAAGUCUGGAAACUAGUUAUCCUCUUCAAGGUAUCUUAUGGUUUCCAGAUCUAUUAGAACCUGAUCCUUACUAUAUUCUACCAGUAUUAGUUGGUAUUUUGGGAAUUUUCAACUAUUUUGCGCAGCAGCGUAUAUAUGCUUAUAGUUCGAUUAAAUUGAUGUCGGUUAUCAAUAUUUGUUAUUCGUUAUUCAUGAUUUUUGGUAUAUAUGUCAUGUCGUAUAUGCCUGUGUGUAUUCCAUUGUUUUGGUUGUCUGUUUCUCUAACUGGAUCCAUGCAACACAUCGCAUUCAGGCAUCCUAAAAUCAAAAAAUUUCUUGGUAUAAAAUCGUUACCUUCAGAUUCUGUCACUCCUAUACGAGAUCUAUUCUUCAAAUGA
Molecule: messenger RNA, 933 nt
Organism: Acanthocheilonema viteae
Lineage: Eukaryota; Metazoa; Nematoda; Chromadorea; Rhabditida; Onchocercidae
Source: the annotation of a GenBank genome assembly